CGAGACUUACAAUUAAAUUAAACCGCACUCGAUGGCUGCCGAAAAGGGAAAGAAAGCCAGCAGCUCGUGGCUCUGGGUGGGAAGCUAAAUUAGCCCCCCCAAAGAAUAACUCUCCGUUUUCCGGGAUCAUGACAAUUGACUCUGUUGCCUCUUCGUCUCCGAAAAUUCUUACCCCAAUCGCGGCACCCAACUGACCACUAGAUGGCGACACUUUCGGUUUUUGCCUCAUAGAUGGCACUGCCCAUCAAUUUACCUGCCACAAGCGUUACAAUUGAUUUUUAAAUUGUUUAGUUGAGUAAGGGGUAUCUAAUAGUCGGGGCACGCGGCUAUAGCGUUUCCUCUUCUUUUGAUAAGAGGGGUUUUCGGGGUAGAUUUCGCAUAAAAAUGAGCUGAGCUCUUCGGAGCUUCGCAUUCGCGAUCGUUGUUUAGUUGAGUAGAUCGCUUUGAAGCAAUCGAAUUUGUAUAACUAUACCUCGUAAGCGAUAAGAGGCAACAUACAUAUAUGGGCUUGAGGACGUGCGUGAGGUUGUGCUGGACAGUUGUGCCGACGAUACUGUUUAUGCUUAUCCAAUGUGGCCGGGCGGAGGAGGAUGUGGUCUUGCCCUGCGAGAUGACCGCUUCGAGCUCCAAUCAAACGUUGUGGCGGGAAGGCGGCGACGUGGACCUGUUCUGCGAGUGUAGCAACGCUAGAAAGGGUUUGAGUUUAAAGGAGCAUUUGACAAUGAGUUUCGACGGGCACGAGGUGGACAUAUCGGAGGUGGACAACAGUGGAACUACCUUUAAGGGGAAACCUGGACUUUUCACCCAGAACGCGCAAUGUUCGCCAAGUUGAAUGUGACGGACUUUGAGUGCCGAUACCGAUACCAUGGGAAAGUUAAGAUAAGUUGCACCUUCACCCGAUCGGACGGCGCUAACUUCUGGGCCUUAACCCACUAUGAGCUUAUGGCGGACAACACUCCAUUUGCCUGCAGUGUAAACAAGAAUGACGCCACGAAAAUUCAGUGCACUGUGGAUAUCAACGGGAACGACGUAAUACCCGAUAGUAUGAUUUUCAGACUCACCAUGCUCGACACCCUGGGCAACCAGACAGAGGAGUUCAAUCGGACCAAGGACGAGAUGACGGAGCUGGAGUGACCAGCGGAUCGUUACAUCAAUAAUACUUGCGUUACGUGGAACAAUAUACAGUGACGAACUUAAUUAUUGGCACAGUUGACAUGUAUGGCUUAAACAUAGCUCUUCUCCACUAAAAACUAAGAUAAUUAACCGAAACAAAUUUUAUUCACAUAUAUUGAUAAAUUUACAACAAGACCAACUUUACUUCAUUCGUCUAUCACUUUUCUAGUAAUUAUAAAAAUUAAAAUUAUAAAAAACACCUGAUUUUCUUUGAACAAAAUUAUUGGCACACUUAACCAAAAAUGAUAAAUAUAAACAUAAAGAAUCGUUUAAAAAUAAAAAUUAAUAUUUUGUGUCUAAGCCCUUAUGCUUAAUGACUGCCUCCAAGCGCCUGGGAAUCGAAGAAACAAAGUUUUGGGUAGUUUCUGAACCAAUAUUGUGCCACUCCUCCACCAGUGCCACCUUCAGCUUUUCCUUUAUGGAUAUAGCUCGGUUUUUUACCCGUCAAUGUAAUUCUUCCCACAAAUGUUCGAUAGGACUUAGGAUCUGGAGAUUGGAGCGGAUGCCGCAAAGUAUGUUUUACAUAACGUGCGAGCCACAUACGGACAUCAUAAGCCGUAAGCUUUGGGUCAUUGUCGUGUUGAAAAGUGAAUGUGGCUGGUAAGUUCAACUUUUCGGCACUUUUUUUAGAUUUCUGUUAAGGAUAUCUAAAUAAUACUUUUUAUACCCUUGCAAAGGGUGUUAUAAUUUCAGUCAGAAGCUUGCAACGCAGUGAAGGAGACAUUUCCGACCCUAUAAAGUUGUGACGUUAAGGAGCGCACAGAAUAAACAUAAUAUAUAAGAAUAAACAAAUAAUAAACAUAAGCAGUAGUUAUAGAUUAAGAUAGUAGUAAAAUGCAAGAAGCAAGAAGUUAAGUAGGCAAGAAGCCGAAAUAAAUAUAAGUUAAAACGGGAAUAUUCAAAUUUAAAUAUCCGGGCGGACACGCCAAACAAAAGAAACGGUCACACUGACCAACGGCCACCACAAGCCACACGCGUUAUGGCACUGGCUAUAGGAUUAGGAAACUACAGUAACACUAAUUGUGACUGGCAAGGGCCGGGAGGGAUAUAAAAAGGGCGCAGGUGGCCCAUACAGAUUCACUCUGUGGCCGACGGCGAGCGGAGAAGGACGCCCGCUGCCACCGCCGUCGGCCGCGACGACGACGCCGAACGACGACGCAGAAGUCCCCGGCAUCCUACGAGCGGACGAGCCCCCUGCAGCACGAACUCUAUCUAUCUUAUGUACACGAUAAUUCUUAAUAAACGCAUACCGAUUCGAUUUCACUGAACCCCGCUUACGUGUCAUACUCUGGGAACCGGGUCGAACUCUUCCAGCAACCACUCCUGACAUAAAUAAAUGUUGGAACGAACACCUGGACACCGUUGAGCUACCUCAGCAAAGCAGGAUCGUUACAUGGCGCCCGAACAGGUUAAAGUGGUUGCAAAGAGAAAGACACCGGUACAGAGUUAUGUCGACGUGGGUGUACCUAGCAACAAAGGCGGAUCUGAUCGAGUACGCAAGGGAGUUCGGAUUAGACGCAACAGGAAAAGUGGAGGAGCUAAGACUAUCUGUCUAUCAGCAUUCGCAAGGAACCCAAACCACACGGAGACGAUCCGGCGAAGACUGAGAGAGCUGGCAGAGAAGCACAAGAAGGAAAAAGGAGCAACGGAUCAGAGCAGCACACCAGCGGAGGAACUCAACACAAUAGCGAACCAGAUCGGCCUACUGGUGAAACAAAUCAACACCCCACCAGGGCAGGAAUCAGAAACUUCAGACUUGCCGGACAGGAAGGAACAAAAGGUAGAAGUGGAAAUCCUAAACCGAGUAAGGAGUUGGGGGAUGCGCUACCAAGGAACAACCAAUCCCUUGGAAUUCCUCAGCAAGAUGGAGGAAUGGGUCAAAGGCUACGGCAUACACAAAGAUGCCCUGAUCCAGACGAUGUCAUUCAUCCUAGAAGGAGUAGCAGUGGACUGGUGGAACACCACACCAAGCCAGAUAAGGACAUGGGAGGACCUCAGGGAGGAACUGUUAGAAUACAUUUUGCCACCAAGAUAUCAGGAACAGUUGGAAACACAAAUAACGCAACUACGGCAGCGAGAAACAGAGCUAACAAGGGAAUACGCAAUGAACCUGAGGAAAUUGAUGAGAUUCACAGAGUAUUUAGAAGAGACAAAGUUGGACCGGAUAUACAGAAACUGCAGAAGCAAAAUAAAGCUCUACACGAGACGGUCGGGAUUUAAAACAGAAUUCCUGAGGUUGGCAGAAGAGGUGGAAGAAAUAGAAACAAUGGAAGGAACCAACAGACCAAUAACAACAGGAAACCAGAACUUGACGUCGGAAAUCUGCAUGAGAUGCGGAGGAACAGGGCACGCCGCAAGAACCUGCACAAACCCCCCAAGACUGUUUUGCUGGGUAUGCGGCAGAAAUGGAACAAGAACAACGGACUGUUGCAGAGCUGGAGCGGAAAACGCCAGAGGCCUGAGCAGAUAACGCUGGCGGCUCAGGACCAAAAACAAACACCAGCUACAUGGGAACAAUUAAGUUGUGACGGAUUUCAAGUAUUGGCCACAGUAAAAAUCGGACCAGUAAAAGCAAAAGGAACAGUGGACACAGGAGCUUCACGGAGUGUGAUCAGCAAGAGAAGAUACAACGAAUUGAGAAAAUAUGGAAAAUGGAGGAAGGGAAGGACAGAAAUAACAUUGGCGAACGGAUCAAAGCAAAGAUCGUAUGGAGAUUUUACAACCAACAUACAGUUCGCAGGAGAAGAAUUCGAGUUGGACUUUCUCAUCUUAAAUCAGGUGACAGGAGGAAUGUUAUUAGGAAUGGACUUUCUGGCCAAAACUCGCACAAGAAUCCAAUGCGGCAACCUGGAGUUAGAUAUCACCGAGGCAGUGGCCGACAGGAAUGUUCAGGAGCAACAGGUAGAACGGGCAAGGACACCGUCGCCAGACCGGGACAUCCUGGAGCUGCACCCGAAGGACACGGAGGCGCAAGCGGCGGAGGCACAGGCAGAGGGAGCGGCAGCAGGCCAUGAGACGGAGGCACGCCCAGACUCACAAGCACCACAAGCGGAGUUAUUCACGAACGAGAUGGGGUGGAUCUUACCAAGGGAUGCAACGAUGUCCGCCAGGGCGGUCGACGAGAUUAAAGAAAGAUGGAACAGAAGGAGAAAGGGAAAGCAGCAGAGCAUAUUGGUAAAAGACGAGCGAAAGACGUGGAAGGUUAUUUUUGGAAGGGGAACCCGAAUUACUAUAAAACACUUCGUGCCUACUCAAAAGCGGGGGAGGUGUGACGCUCAGGAGCGCACAGAAUAAACAUAAUAUAUAAGAUUAACAAAUAAUAAACAUAAGCAGUAGUUAUAGAUUAAGAUAUUAGUAAAAUUCAAGAAGCAAGAAGUUAAGUAGGCAAGAAGCCGAAAUAAAUAUAAGUUAUAACGGAAAUAUUCAAAUUUAAAUAUCCGGGCGAACGCGCCAAACAAAAGAAACGGUCACACUGACCAACGGCCACCACAAGCCACACGCGUUAUGGCACUGGGUAUAGGAUUAGGAAACUACAGUAACACUAAUUGUGACUGGCAAGGGCCGGGAGGGAUAUAAAAAGGGCGCCAGUGGCCCAUACAGAUUCACUCUGCGGCCGACGGCGAGCGGAGAAGGACGCCCGCUGCCACCGCCGUCGGCCGCGACGACGACGCCGAACGACGACGCAGAAGUCCCCGGCAUCCUACGAACGGACGAGCCCCCUGCAGCACGAACUCUAUCUAUCUUAUGUACACGAUAAUUCUUAAUAAACGCAUACCGAUUCGAUUUCACUGAA
Messenger RNA from Drosophila elegans, 4966 nucleotides. Its product is annotated as activity-regulated cytoskeleton-associated protein-like. The transcript is spliced from 5 exons. The coding region runs from base 2567 to 3643 and encodes 358 amino acids. Lineage: Eukaryota; Metazoa; Arthropoda; Insecta; Diptera; Drosophilidae. Gene Ontology annotation, molecular function: nucleic acid binding; zinc ion binding. The record is from RefSeq and is a predicted model, not a curated record.